AUGUCACUCCCCACCACCAGCAAACCAUCGCAAAUGUCUAUCCGAUCCUUCUUCCAGGCCAAGACGCCCAAAUACGCUCCUCCUCCGUCACAAAGCCAAAAUAGCAGUAAUAACAGCAGCAAAGACAUCGCCGUCGACGCCUCUACGAUUCCUCUCUCUUCUGUACCCGCCACAUCAACAUCACCACCUCAAUCGCAAUCGCAGUCCCAUCCUCUCUCCGAUCUCACCCCGCAUCGGACGUCUCCCAAUCCAAGUCCAAGCUCAAAUCCGAAUCUACCCCGCGAAGCCGCCAUCCGCGCCAUCAUCCCAGCCGACAUCAACGCCCUGCGCCGCCUCAACUCCCUCCUUCUACCCGUCAGCUACCCCGAGACUUUCUACAACCGCGCCGCCGACCCCGUCACCGGCCGCUUCUCCCGCGUCAUCACCUGGUCCCACGAUGGCAGCGAGCCCAAGCCCAUAGGCGGCAUCGUCUGCCGCGUCGAGCCCGACAUUGACGUCCGAGCCCCAGACGGCGGCCCCCAGGUGCCCCAGAACCUGUACAUCCAGUCGCUCUGCCUGCUGUCCCCAUACCGCUCAAUGGGUCUCAUUGCCGCUGCGCUGGACAACGUCAUUGCCGCUGUCGUGACGGACCCGGCAUUGGAUGUCCGGACUGUGACGGCGCACGUAUGGACCGAGAAUGAAGAGGGUUUGCACUGGUACAAGGCGAGAGGCUUCGAGAAGCACGAACCAGCUAUCAAGGGCUACUAUCUCAAGCUGCGUCCCGACUCAGCCUGGGUCGUCUCCAAGCCCGUCGGCGCUUCCGUGCUCAAUGCCCUUCCCUCAUCAACACCGCCCAUCUCUCGACCUAAUAUAACCAGCACCACCGCUGCAGUCAUGAGCCUUCCGCCAAUGACGAGCCAGAUACCGCCGCCUGCUGCUGCUGGUGCUCCUGCCACUCCUCCCGCUGCCAGCCAAUCCUUCCAGAACCAGCGCCCCGAGACAGAGUGGAAUGACCUCCCCGCGGACAUGGCGCCGACUCUUCUCGGGCCGCCAAAGAAUGGCAGCGAACCCGGAUCUGGCGCGAGCUCGAGGAGCAGCUCCACCGUAAGGAAGAAGAGAGAUAGAUCUUAUCCAGCCGCCGCAUUUGGACAAUAG
This is a messenger RNA of Trichoderma asperellum CBS 433.97, 1134 nucleotides long. The record is from RefSeq and is a predicted model, not a curated record. NCBI's taxonomy places the organism in Eukaryota, Fungi, Ascomycota, Sordariomycetes, Hypocreales, Hypocreaceae.